Messenger RNA from Xiphophorus hellerii (green swordtail), 2995 nucleotides. It is a transcript of the gene cxxc1a, whose product is annotated as CXXC finger protein 1a. Bases 168 to 1964 code for a protein of 598 amino acids. The transcript has 14 exons. NCBI's taxonomy places the organism in Eukaryota, Metazoa, Chordata, Actinopteri, Cyprinodontiformes, Poeciliidae. The record is from RefSeq and is a predicted model, not a curated record. Gene Ontology annotation, cellular component: Set1C/COMPASS complex. Gene Ontology annotation, molecular function: zinc ion binding; DNA binding. Gene Ontology annotation, biological process: positive regulation of DNA-templated transcription.
CGCCUCGGCCGCCCUUCUUUGUGUUCGGUUCUGCUCCCUGCAGAGGAAGAGGAGGAUGAAGAUGCGGUGAAAACAAAGAGAACCCUGCAGGUUCGGCUCUGGUUCGGAACCGGAGGGUCGGAACACGUUGCGGCUGGAGCGGAGCAGCUGGACCGCCGAACCUUCUCAUGUCUGAGGAGGCAGCAGGAGCCGAACCGGGUCCGGAGGAGGAGGAGCAGGGAGGAGGAGAGGUUGCCAUGGAAACGCCCAGCGCUCCGGUUUACUGCGUGUGUCGGAAACCAGAUAUCAACUGCUUCAUGAUAGGCUGUGACAGCUGCACGGAGUGGUUCCACGGUCAGUGCGUCGGCGUGUCGGAAAAAGCAGCCAAAGCCAUCCGAGUUUGGUUCUGCCCGACCUGCAGAGACAGAGACUCGUCUCUGGAGAUCAAAUACCGUCAGAAAAAGAGCAAGGAGGCGGAGCCAGAGAGGGACGACAGAACGGAUGGCGAGCGAAGCUCCGCCCUCCAGGCCAGGAUCGACCGGCGGCGGGGUUCUCAGAUCAAGCGCUCGGCCCGGAUGUGUGGCGAAUGCGACGCCUGCCUGCGGACGGAGGACUGCGCUCAGUGCGACUUCUGCAAAGACAUGAAGAAGUUCGGUGGUCCGAACAAGAUCCGGCAGAAAUGCCGCCUCCGGCAGUGCGAGGUCCGAGCACGGAAGAUGCUUCGAGUUCGAGACGAGGAGAUGAGUCGGAGUGGCAGCAGGGGGCGGGGCCUGUCCGCAAAGGGGGCGGGGCAUCUUUCAGAAGAUGAUGACGAGGAGGAUGAGGACGAGGAAGGUUUCAGUGAGAGCGAGCUGGAGCUGUACCAGCAGUACAAAGCGGCUGGAUACAGAGACCUGGUGUGGCACAGCGAGGAGGAAGAUGAUGCUCAGUCAGACUCUCUGAGGAAGAAGGCGGUGAAGGUGAAACACGUGAAGAGACGAGACAAGAAACCGGAGAAGAAGAAGUCCGUUUCUGUUCCCAAAGAGGAGGCGAAACCUCGGCGCCACAAGGUGAAGCAGCGCCACAGGGAGCGCGUGCGGCACAGCGAGCGCGCAGGAGAGGGCGGGGCUAAAGAGGCGGGCGGGGCUUUGAGGCAGUGUCUGGGUCCGGGCUGCGUUGAACCGGCCAGAAGUGGCUCCAAGUACUGCUCAGAGGACUGCGGCAUGAAACUGGCAGCCAACCGGAUCUAUGAGAUCCUCCCCCAGAGGAUCCAGCAGUGGCAGCAGAGUCCCUGCGUCGCCGAGGAGAUGGGGCGGAGACAGCUGGAGCGAAUCAGGAAGGAGCAGCAGGCUGCCAGGCUCCGCCUCACGCUGAUGGAGAAACGUUUCCAUGAACUGGAAACCAUCAUCGCCAACGCCAAGCAGCAGCAGGUCCAACAAGACGAGGAGGUUGCUGAGGGAGAUGGGGACGACACAGACCUGCAGAUCUUCUGUGUGUCCUGCAGCCACCCCGUCAACCCCAAGGUGGCGCUGCGACACAUGGAGAGGUGCUAUGCUAAGUACGAGAGCCAGACCUCAUUUGGCUCCAUGUAUCCGACUCGCAUCGAAGGGGCCACCCGGCUGUUCUGUGAUGUCUACAACCCACAGAGCAAGACCUACUGCAAGCGGCUGCAGGUUCUGUGUCCAGAACAUUCCAGAGAUCCCAAGGUCCCAGCAGAUGAGGUGUGUGGAUGUCCUCUGGUCAAAGACGUCUUCGAGCCCACUGGGGAGUUCUGCCGGGUCUCCAAGAGGAAGUGCAACAAGCACUACUGCUGGGAGAAGCUGCGGCGGGCCGAGGUCGACCUGGAGCGAGUCCGAGUGUGGUACAAGCUGGAUGAACUGUUUGAGCAGGAGAGGAACCUGAGGACGGCCAUGACCAACCGGGCUGGGCUGCUGGCGCUGAUGCUGCACCAGACCAUCCAGCAUGACCCAAUCACCACCGACCUGCGCUCUGCCAAGGACAGGUAGACGGCCGGACCCAUGGACAUCUGGACCCAUGGACAUCUGUCAGCAGCCGGGCUUCACUUCAAGAACCAGACAAACAGAACUGACCCGGAUACAUGACCAAUCCAGAACUGGAUCAACUCACAGAACCGUGAGUUAAUCCAGAACCGUCUGAAUUAGCAGUUAGACCCGCUUCCCGCUGGGGAAGGUUCUGGAGGCUCAUUGGUUCUGGAGAUACGAACCAUCCCGGCCCACAAACUGCAGCUUGCACAGAAUCGGUUCUGGUGCUGACAGAAAGAUUUUCACUACAUUUUCACCUAAAGUUUAAUUUCUUGGAUCCAGCUGAUGUGACACUGAAUGUUCUGGGUCGGUAUCGACCCGCAGCAACCGGUAACCGGUCCGCAGCAGAAUUUUCCUCUGUGGGACAAUAAUUGUCGUUUCCACGAUCAGCAGGGGGCGAUCAGCGCCAUUGGGUUGCAGUCUGAAUUUAUCGGGUCAGAAUCCAGAACCCCCAGGCGCUCCGUGUUUAUCCCCGUCUCAGCCGCUCUGUAACCAUGACAACAGCCACUUAGCGAAUAAAACGUCACAAAGUCGAAAACAUCCAGCUGUUCCUAUUUAUAUGGCCAGUUUGCGUGGCUGUUGGUUCUGUGGUUCUGGGUCAGCUGGUUCUGUUGGUGCUGAAACUUCUUUGUGCUGCUGCCUAAACCUUAGGGGACCACAUUACCCAUAAUCCUCAGCCCUAUUGAUGACACGUUGGUGCUGUUGCUACACGAACCCAUCAGAACCGAUCCGGGUUUUUACUGGGACCACAGCAAGACUGACACCUGAUUGACUGACACCUUCAAUGGAAACCAGCCAGCAGCCAAUCAGAGAGCUCCAUUGUUUUACUUCUGAUUUUCACUUUUAGCGUAUUUGUGAUUAUAAAGUUUUUUGUGAUGUUUGUCCAUCUGUCCUGGUCCAGCUUCUCCUGCUGCUUCCUCCCGCCUCACAGGAAGUGAUGCGUGACCAGAUUCUGUGUUUUUAUUGGCUCAAAUAAACCUGAUCAUGUUUUCAUA